Spinacia oleracea (spinach) is the source of this 2194-nucleotide messenger RNA. RefSeq lists its product as uncharacterized. Lineage: Eukaryota; Viridiplantae; Streptophyta; Magnoliopsida; Caryophyllales; Amaranthaceae. The transcript is spliced from 4 exons. The record is from RefSeq and is a predicted model, not a curated record. The coding region runs from base 6 to 1958 and encodes 650 amino acids. Gene Ontology annotation, molecular function: protein binding.
CCCAGAUGGAGUUUCCUCCAUUAAAGAGAAACAGAAAAACAGAGCAAGAAAUGAAGGUGCUAAGCUCGUGGUAUCUACUCCCUGUUGAACUCCUUAGAUCCAUCGCCGAAUUCCUCAAGAACAACCCCGAAGACCUGCGUAAUUUACGGUUAGUUUGCAGCAAUUGGCAGCACGCAAUUCGCCCAAUUUCCUCCCUCCUACCUUAUAAAACUCUGUUUUCUUCCUCCGUUUACCUCCUCUGCCGCCGCCGCUGCGGCCGUGACACCGACCAACCAUGGCUCGUCAUCUCAAUGGAGAGCACCAAAGGUAAAUUACAGCUUUACCAUCCUCUCCUUGAACACCCUAUCCCAGAUAUCCCUGAUAAUUUCACCUUACAUGAUAAUCAAGAGUUAAACCCUUGUCUCCUUUCUGUAAAUUACCAUACUAAUUAUUCCAGUAACAAUGACAAAGUGUUGCUCAUCUCUCGAAACAAUUCUUCCCCUUUUACCCUUGAUGAUUGCUCUUUGUUGGUUUUGUCUGAAUCCGGUCUAUUACACUGGUCUCUCUCCGUUGAACCGGAGAAUCAAUGUAUAUCAUUCUGUAGGUUUAAAUCCAAAACAAUUGGUAGUUAUGUCAGCAAAUUUGAUGACAUUCUUAAUUUCAAUGAUGUCGUUUAUGUUCUAGAUAGGAAAGGGAGAUUAUACCAAUUGAUUACCAAGCAAUUUCCGCCUGUUAUUGAAAUACUUGUCCGAAUCCCCAUUGUUAGAGUCAACAAAGGGUGGAGGAAGCGGUUAGUGGGAUCAUCAAUAGAUAAUACAGUCUAUAUGGUUGCUAUGGAUGAUCUAAAUUACAAGCUUAAAGUUUAUCGGUUUUGUGAGUAUACUAAGAAUACAUCGAAAUGGAUCAAAGUCGAGAGUUUUGUAGGUGAUCAAGUGUUGUUCUUGUCUAAACAUUACUGCUUCUUUGCUGAAGCUAGAUAUUUUCCUGAUUGUCAACUUGGAAACUGCAUCAUCUUCUAUGAUGAACUUCCCUUGGGUGAAACAUUCAAGUUUCCAGAAGAGAUACAGGUUUUUUGGUUAGGAGGAGGAGGUCAUGGUUUCAAACCAAUUUCGUCUUACCCUGGCUUUCCUGCAAUCAAUUUAUUUUCAGCACCAAUUUGGAUUUCGCAGGCUCAUAUGUCUUCCUGUCAAUCAUAUUCUCAAAGUGGGUCUAAGGAGGAUGAAAUGAUCCACUCUGAUUCAAAUGGUGAAGGUAGUGCAUCUUUGCAACAAAUGAUAUCCCCUGCUAAAUCUCAUCCUGGAAGAGAGAAACAAAUCGUUGAGAUUCCUUGUUCCAGUUCUGUUCAGGCUGAAAGUACACGUUCUCCUUCUGUCGUGAAUGACAUGGAGCAUGUUGUUGAAGGAGCUGUGGAGGAAGGGAGCUUUAUGGAUGACAUGGUCCAGACAAAUUCAGUGGUACCUUUGGUUCAGCCAUCCUCUGUAAAGAAAGUCAUAACCACCUUCAAGUUUCGAGGAGUAGAUGUCGAGGCUGACCACCUCCCUGUUUUACAAAAGAUUUGGAUGAAGCAUGGAGAUGUUAUUGAAGGGAGUUCGAUCCAUAGUUGUGACACGAUAUCCAUGGCGUUGUCUUCUUUGGCAAAGAUGGUACUUAUUCUGCAAACCAACUCUGCAAAUACCUUGACUGAUGACCAAUCCCGUUAUCUGGAAUCAACUUUAGCUGAUCUACAAUAUAUGCAUCUAAAACUGGAUUGGCUGACUCCUACGGUUGAGAAAGCCAUGUCGAUCCAAAAAACCAAGCAAUUGCAAGCAUCUUUGGUGGAACUUGAGAAGUCCAAGGCUAAGGCAGAAGAGAUGGAAACGAAGUUCCUUUCAAUGAUGGCUGAAAUGAAGCAAGGUUUGGAUAGGGAUAUAAUACUUGUUUCUGACAAAAUACCACCGACAUUUGAUCCUGAAAAAUUCCUUGGUGAAGGACUGUACUGAUUUCCUGCUGAAGGUAUUCGUUUAUGUUGAUGAAAAUUUUAACUGUUUCGUUCCUAUUAGAGUAUUAUGAUUAAUUGGCUGAUAGAUAUAUUUCUUACUUGAUGUAAGUAUAAUUGUUGAGUUGUUUGUGUAUGUGUUAAUAUGUGCUUCGAUUUUCUAGAUAUAAGUAUAACUUUGGCAACUGAUCAAAUGAAUUGUUUUAGCUUGUUCUUAGUAUAAGAUGUUUGUCACUGUUG